This is a messenger RNA of Seminavis robusta, 829 nucleotides long. The record is from the annotation of a GenBank genome assembly. NCBI's taxonomy places the organism in Eukaryota, Bacillariophyta, Bacillariophyceae, Naviculales, Naviculaceae.
GCAUUUCGAUGGCCAAAUUUGAAGGCUCGAGAUGCCACCGCAAACAUCCCACAAUACUAGCAAUAUUAGAGGUUCUUCCCUCCCGCAAUAGACGUUCAUAAAAAUGGAACAUUCUGUAGCCCAAAUGGAUGACGAGGAAGAGCUGAUGGAUAUAGUGGCUGCCAGAAGCCGGGGUGACAAUAUAGAAGCGGAGCUCAGAAAGCUGGAAAUGCUUAAAUUGGAAGCACAACCGAGAGAAGAUGAGCAAUCGAGGAGAGCGGAAAUUGGAAGGCCAUUCCAGCCAUCGCAGCAUCAAACCAGUACAACAGGUGGCAACUCCAUGGGAGAGGAAAUCAAAGAAGAAGAAAAGGAAGAAAAUGUCUUUAUUUUGAAGGGAGUUGAAGAUCAAACAAAGACUCAUCGACAAGUAGAAGCUGGUCUAGAGGAUGAGCUUGCUUUUCCGCAACCAAACUUGACUAGUAGUGGGCAAAACCAGUCAGAUACGGCUACCAUGCAUCCAGGAGCAUAUGCAAUGGAUGACAACCACCACUCCCACAGCAACAAUAGUGGAUUGGCAGUCGCAAAUAAGGUUGAAGAAGAUGAAGAACCUACACAGAUUGCUAGACCCGACCAUUUGCAUGGGGAAAAUGGAUCUACGUCAAUCACUCUCAUGAUCCUUGUUCUCAUUGGUGAGCCUCCUCAUGGUUGGAGUGAUUUUGGUUCCACCUGUGGGGCGGUCUCUGCAGCAACAAAAGGUGAUGGUGAAACUCAGGCUCCCUCUUCCUUUCGGUAUUUUGUUUUAAUUGAAAGAGUGCUUUUGGGCUUGGCUAUUUUCCCAAAAGGGACAUAG